Messenger RNA from Brachypodium distachyon (stiff brome), 3762 nucleotides. RefSeq names its product receptor like protein 7. The coding region runs from base 179 to 3265 and encodes 1028 amino acids. Lineage: Eukaryota; Viridiplantae; Streptophyta; Magnoliopsida; Poales; Poaceae. Gene Ontology annotation, molecular function: protein binding. The record is from RefSeq and is a predicted model, not a curated record. The transcript has a single exon.
GGGACCGCAUAUGGUUUCUUAACUUGAGACACAGACACUAGGUAGUAGCUAGCCAACCGAUGAAUUGCAGGUUUCCCAUUAUAUAUACAUGGCCAGAUCGAGUGGAUAUCUUACCAGUAUAGAAGAACAGUCCAGAGUCCAGAUAAUCACACACCAUAUAUAGCUUAAUUGUUCAUGCAUGUUUGCAAAUAUGGCCUCCUUUAGCCGCAGUCGCGAGCCACCGGUGCUACUACUACUACUCUACCUGUUCAUCUACCUCACUCUAGGAGUCCAACUCUCCUACCGCUCCACCGUUACUCCCCAAUACAGCAACCACACUACCGCCGGCAAUGGCGUGCCGGCAAUUCCUUGCCUGCCUGACCAGGCCUCGGCGCUGCUCCGGCUGAAGCGCUCCUUCACCGUCACCAACGAGUCCAGGUGCACCCUGGCCUCGUGGCAGGCCGGCACGGACUGCUGCCACUGGAAGGGCGUCCAUUGCCGCGGCUUCGACGGUCGCGUGACUUCCUUACACCUGGGUAGGUGCCACUUGGAGAGCGCUGCUCUUGAUCCCUCCGUCUUUCGCCUCACCUCACUUCGUCAUCUCAACCUCGCCUGGAAUGACUUCAAUGGCUCCCAGCUCCCAGCCUCUGGGUUUGAGCGCCUCUCGGAGCUCACCCAUCUCAACCUCUCCAGCUCCAGCUUUGACGGCCAGAUACCGGUUGCAAUAGGACAUCUCACUAAUUUGGUAUCUCUUGACCUCUCAACAACCUUUUUUGUUCAAGAGGAAUCUGAUGAAUACAUAUCAUAUGCCACAUGGUCAGAUCAUUCUUUGUGGCUCGUUGAGCCAAACAUAGCGUCUUUGUUAGCAAAUCUUAGCAAUUUGAGAGAGCUCAAUCUCGACAUGGUAGACUUGUUUGACAAUGGUGCGGCGUGGUGUGCCGCCUUUUCAAAUUCGACUACCCCGCAGCUCCAGGUUCUCAGCCUACGGUAUUGCCUCCUUCAAGGUCAUGUUUGUCGAUCACUUUCCAGCAUACCCACACUCACCGUGAUUAACCUGCAGUAUAAUAAAUUACAUGGUCCAAUUCCAGAGUUUCUUGCAGAUUUGCCCUCCCUGAGUAUUCUUCAACUUACUCGUAAUCACCUUGAAGGACAAUUCCCGGUGAGAAUCUUUGAAAACAGAAACUUAACGGCUCUUGAUAUUAGUUACAAUUUCGAAGUCUCUGGCUCUUUGCCAAAUUUCUCAUCAGAUAGUUGUUUGGCGAAUUUAGUUGUAAGCAACACUAAUUUCUCUGGUCCUAUUCCGAGUUCCAUAGGCAACCUGAAAUCCUUGAACAAGUUGGGCCUCGCAGCAACUGGUUCUUCUGUCCAAGAAAUCCCCUCUUCAAUUGGCGAGCUCACAUCCUUAGAUUGGUUAGAGAUAUCUGGAGCUGCUGUAGUAGGAAAACUUCCAUCUUGGGUCACAAAAUUAACUUCUUUAGUUCAUCUCCAGUUCUCUAACUGUGGUUUAUUUGGAGAAAUACCUUCUUCAAUAAGUAAUCUCAAGAAACUAGAGUGGUUAGCACUUUACAAAUGCAACUUUUCUGGUCCAAUACCUCCACAGAUAUUUAAUCUAACUCAAUUAGAAACCAUAUAUCUUAACUCAAACAACUUCGCCGGUACAGUGGAACUCAGUUCAUUCUUGGAACUACCAAAUCUGUAUCAUCUGAGUCUUUCCUAUAACAGACUUUCUGUGAUAGACGGGGAACAUAACUCUAUACUCAUACCGAAUUGGUUGUCCUCUUUGCGACUAGCGUCUUGUAACAUAUCCAAGUUCCCUGAUUCCUUGAGGAAUCUCCAAACGCUUUAUUACCUUGACCUCUCAGAUAAUCAAAUCCAUGGCGCUAUACCACAUUGGGUUUGGGACAAUCGUUCGGUCCUAAACUUAUCGCACAACCAAUUCAAUAGUAUAGGGUAUGACUAUGCUCUUCCAAUUGGCAUAUCACUUUUUGAUCUCAGUUCUAACCUAUUGGAAGGGCCCAUGCCUAUACCUGGACCCUACACCAGUUCUUAUGAUUGCUCAGACAAUCAGUUCUCAUCUAUCCCAACUAAUUUUGGUUCUCAACUCAGUGGUGUUAUAUAUCUCAAGGCCUCCGGAAACAAUCUCUCCGGAGAAAUUCCACCAUCAAUUUGUGAUGCAAGGGACCUAGCGCUCCUUGAUCUCUCUUACAACAAUCUAAGUGGCCCCAUCCCAUCUUGUUUAAUGGAGGAUUUAAAUUCUCUAAGGGUAUUAAAGUUGAAAGCAAAUAAACUUCAAGGAGAACUACCGCAUCGUAUCAAGCAAGGUUGUGGAUUCUAUGGAUUAGACCUCAGUGACAACCAAAUUGAAGGACAACUACCAAGAUCUCUAGUUGCUUGUAGAAGCUUGCAGGUUUUUGACAUUGGAAAUAAUCAUAUCAAUGAUACUUUUCCGUGUUGGAUGAGUACGCUUACUGAACUUCAAGUCCUUGUCCUCAAGUCUAAUAAGUUCUUUGGGAAGGUCGGGACUUCUGUUUUAGGGACGGCAGAAGAGAAUUGUGAGUUCAUGAAACUUCGGAUUUUGUCUUUGGCUUCAAACAAUUUCUCUAGCACAUUGACAAACAAGUGGUUGAAGAGUUUGAAAUCUAUGACGGCUAAAUCUACGGAUGACACGUCGUUGAUGCCAAACCAGCAUGGUCUUUAUUUGGCGGACGGGAGAGAACAUGAGUUUACUGCUGAAAUCACAUACAAAGGAUACGUUGUCAUACUUAACAAGAUUCUGAAGACCCUUGUAGUCAUCGAUGUCUCCGAUAAUGGAUUCAAUGGUGUCAUUCCCGAGUCAGUUGCAGAGCUUGUUCUUCUUUGUGAGCUGAACAUGUCACAUAAUGCUCUCACUGGAACAAUUCCAACCCAACUCGGUGCUCUACAUCAACUCGAGUCACUGGACCUCUCUUCAAAUGACCUGUCCGGAGAGAUACCACAAGAGUUAGCUUGGCUGGACUUCCUCUCAGUGUUGAACCUGUCUUACAAUCAGUUGGUUGGGAGAAUACCAGGAUCAUGUCAUUUCCAGACAUACUCCAAUCUCUCAUUCAUGGGGAACAUUGGCCUGUGUGGAUCCCCGUUGUCCAAGGAGUGCGAAGACACCACACCAAACAUGAUGCCACAUCCUUGGAAGAGGGAACCGAUGGAUAUUAUAUUGUUUCUCUUUAUUGGACUUGGAUUUGGUGUCGGAUUUGCAGCUGCAAUUGUAAUGUGGUGGGGAAUCCGCAUUAGGAAACCAUCACAAGGUUAGCAGCACCUCUUUGUGCUGGUGGAAAAUAUCGUGUUUGUAGAUUACUUGCAAACUGGAGAAUUUGUCUCCAUUAGUAAGUAUGGCAUCGAUUUGUCUUAUCAGGAGUGCUAUCCAGUCAAACUUGUAGUAAUGUCUUUUUAAGGCAGGUGCUUGACUGCUUGUAUGUGUAAAAUUAAGUACAAAUAUUUCAUUAUUUGUAUGUUCCAUUCAGGAUACCAUUUGUAUUAUGCUUGGCUACCGAUGCAGCAUCUAUGAUGGAGUAGGACCAUAUGAGCAGGAACAGGAGGCCGUGGCGAUGAUGCUUCCUGGGAGUCAUUUUGCUACUGGCUUGCUGAUUUCUUCAUGAGGUACAAAGUCCACACGUAUAGUUGUGUAUAUGGUGUGUACAGUGUAGAUAUUUUCAUGCAUGCCGGUUUGUGUGUUAACUGUAUUGUGUAGAUUUUCUACAAAGGUGCGUGUCAGAUUCUUUUUUUCCACAUGAGAAGAUUAUUAGGUGA